AUGUCAAAUGUGAACUCAACUCGAAUCACACGGGUGAACGUGCGGGUGAACGUGCGGGUGAACGUGCGGGUGAACGUGCGGGUGAACGUGCGGGUGAACGUGCGGGUGAACGUGCGGGUGAACGUGCGGGUGAACGUGCGGGUGAACGUGCGGGUGAACGUGCGGGUGAACGUGCGGGUGAACGUGCGGGUGAACGUGCGGGUGAACGUGCGGGUGAACGUGCGGGUGAACGUGCGGGUGAACGUGCGGGUGAACGUGCGGGUGAACGUGCGGGUGAACGUGCGGGUGAACGUGCGGGUGAACGUGCGGGUGAACGUGCGGGUGAACGUGCGGAUGAACGUGCGGUUGACGUGUCGUGCUGUACCAGGUAGCCUACACCCCCUACGGGCGGCUCGCCGCCUUCCCUAA
Molecule: messenger RNA, 408 nt
Organism: Closterium sp. NIES-65
Lineage: Eukaryota; Viridiplantae; Streptophyta; Zygnematophyceae; Desmidiales; Closteriaceae
Source: the annotation of a GenBank genome assembly